UUGGUACUUCUGCAGCAUUUGAAAUCCUCAAGAACCUACGAGAGUUGUAUUUGAGUUCCAACCAAUUCAGCGGAAACAUUCCAAAAUUCUUGUUCUCGCUUCCACAUAUCGAACGGUUGGACCUCUCGACGAAUUUGCUCGGAGGACAAAUUCUUAUAAAUUCAUCUUCGGAUCUUUCAUUGUCCCUUAAGAGUCUUGGGUUUUCCCAAAAUAAUUUGAGUGGUAAACUUUCUUUCAUUUGGCUUCAAAACCUCACAAAGCUAGAAGAGAUAGACCUUUCAGGCAAUGGUAACCUAGUUAUUGACAUCAAUAUUCCUGGAUGGACACCUUCAUUCCAAUUGAAACAGUUAGUGCUCUCUGGCUGUGACCUUAACAAGAACAUUAUUGCAGAACCACAUUUUUUACUCACACAGCAUCAUUUAGAGGUGCUUGAUUUGUCCAGCAAUAACUUGUCAGGCAGCAUGCCCAAUUGGUUGUUUACAGAGGAAACAAAACUACAACAACUAUAUCUUGGGAAUAACUCGUUAACUGGAUCGCUAGACCCAAUAUGGCAUGCCCAAUCUUCUCUCAGCCGUAUCGACAUACACAUGAACCAUGUCACAGGAGAGCUGCCGGCCAACCUCAGCUCAAUGUUUCCAGUUUUGUAUUAUCUAGAUUUUUCUAGUAACGACUUGUUUGGGCACAUACCAACGUCAAUGUGCGAGAUCAGCUCCAUGGGAUUUUUAGACCUAUCAAACAACAAACUUUCUGGAGAGGUUCCAACUUGUGUAUUUACUAAUUAUCCCAGGCUACUCAUCUUGAAGUUCUCAAACAAUAAGCUUGAUGGUCUGAUUUUUGGUGGGAUGAAUAAUCUGUCCAAUACUUUUUUUGAGUUGUGCUUGGAUGGUAACAAAUUUAAAGGGACAUUGCCUCAUGAUCUGUCAGGAGAGUUAAUAAAGGUCAUUGAUUUGCAUGAUAACCAGCUGUCUGGCGAACUCAAUACGUCAUUUUGGAAUAUGCCCUCUUUGUCAGCCCUGAAUCUUGCAGGCAACCGUAUAACCGGCAAAAUUGAUCAGCACAUUUGUAGCUUCACAGAAAUUAUCCUUUUAGAUCUGUCGCGCAACAGCCUUACAGGGUCAGUACCAAACAGUUGCUUCAUAGUGCUGAAUUUUCUUAACCUUACUGGGAACUCCUUAUCUGGCGAUAUCUCUUUUCCCCUUUUCAACACAUCAAGUCUAAUUGCUUUGGAUAUCAGACACAAUCAGUUCAUGGGCAACCUCAAUUGGGUAGGUUACCUUGAAAAUAUUAGGCUACUUUUGUUGGGCGGAAAUAAGUUUGAAGGGCAGAUCACUCCAAACCUGUGCAGACUCAUGUACUUGAGGAUACUUGAUUUUUCUCAUAACAAGCUUUCAGGCUUGCUACCAGCAUGUAUUGGUAAUAUAUCUUUCAAAGGUGACACAGAUGAUCAAAUUUUGCAGCCAGUCCUUCUAGUUAUUUUUUCUGACAUCCCGGCCGCUUACUAUGACUUAUUAGUAGACUUCACCUUUACUACCAAAGGGAAUCUCUACACGUACGGACGCAGUUUCUUUGUUUCAAUGUCAGGGAUUGACCUGUCUGUAAACAUGCUGGAUGGAGAAAUUCCUUGGGAGCUUGGAAAUCUGAGCCAUAUCAAAUCCCUGAACCUGUCCAACAAUUUAUUUGUUGGUCCAAUCCCAAUGACCUUUGGCGGCAUGGAGGAAAUAGAAAGCUUGGACCUCUCCCACAAUGAGCUGAGCGGACCAAUACCUUGGCAGUUAACCCAGUUAUCAUCAUUGGGGGCAUUCUCUGUGGCAUACAACAACUUGUCAGGAUGCAUACCAAACUAUGGACAGCUCAGCUCAUUCAACAUGGACAGCUACCUAGCCAACACCAACCUUCACAACAUUACUCAGGGGAAUACCUGUGCUGCUCCCGGUCUAGAUCCUGCUGCGGGGAAAGAUGUGGAAGAGACACCCAGUGACCCAGUUCUAUAUGUGGUCACAGCUGCUGGCUUUGUGUUGGCAUUUUGGGCCACUAUUGGAUUCUCGUUUUGCCAUCCUUACGGAAGAUCUGUAAUGCUCAAGUUGUAGUGCUUGAGCCAAACAUCCGUACUACAGUCAUGUACUAUAAUCUUUAAAUGUAAGAUCCACUGAGCUUCCUUAAGUUUCUUUCUGGCUCUAAUGUAACCUACUCUACUUUGUAACUGUUGUACUAUUUCUUAAAGAGAAUGUAUCAGACCCUUUACAUAUGCAGGAAAUAAUGGAGGUUCAUGCAGUCAUGCUGGCAAAGUCGCCACUAAUUCAUUCUCUUGCUUGUUCUUGAUGACCUUUCACCCUUUUCCAGAAUCUGAUCCUAUGGCCAGUGGCACCAGCAUACCUCCUUUGCAAUCAUCAGCCGCUCCGCUAUUUUUAAACUUUUUGCUAAAAAAUAUUUUAUCACUCUAAUAGUCUGUAAAAAGGAAUUUAUCUAAACAUCGACAU
This is a messenger RNA of Aegilops tauschii subsp. strangulata, 2477 nucleotides long. RefSeq lists its product as uncharacterized. The record is from RefSeq and is a predicted model, not a curated record. Lineage: Eukaryota; Viridiplantae; Streptophyta; Magnoliopsida; Poales; Poaceae. Gene Ontology annotation, molecular function: protein binding.